UUUUAUCAACGCUUCUCCUGCUGGUUACUCCGCGCGCCUUCUCUUUCUCUCCCGGACGUCGAUCGUGUUCUUCAGCACGGGCUAGCUAGCUCCCUCCCUCCCAGCCAUGGCGACGCCGGACAACAAGGGGCACGGGCAUCCGCUGCCCAAGUUUGGGGAGUGGGACGUGAAGAAUCCGGCCACGUCCGAGGGCUUCACCGUCAUAUUCCAGAAGGCCCGCGACGACAAGAAGACCACCACCGGCCCUGGGGCUGGGAACGCGCGCGCAGGCAUUCCGCCGGCCUUCAGGAACGGCGGCGGCGACGGCGGGUACAGGCCCGACUUCGGCGACGGCAACCAGUACACGCCGCCCAAACGGAAGAAGUGGGCCUUCUGUGGCUGCUGAAUCGAAGCUCGCUGUGCUGCUGUGCUGACUCGAAAGGAGAACGGAUCGUGCAGCAGCUCAAGUGAUCCAGGAUGAUGGGAGCGCCGAGACACGAUGGAAGGCAUUAAUUAUUUCAGCCAUGGUGUUUCGCCUUGCUUUAACCUUUUGCUCAUCUCUACCGAGGAACACUAGUUCCAUCGGGUAACUGAACCUGCAAAUCUUCAUGAUGAAACUGUCGCAUCAUUUGUUUCAUGUCUCGUUAUGGCCCGUAUUUCUAC
Molecule: messenger RNA, 642 nt
Organism: Zea mays
Lineage: Eukaryota; Viridiplantae; Streptophyta; Magnoliopsida; Poales; Poaceae
Product: nitrate-induced NOI protein
Exons: 3
Coding region: 107-385 (92 amino acids)
Cellular component (GO): plasma membrane
Source: RefSeq, marked validated